This is a messenger RNA of Leptopilina boulardi, 5112 nucleotides long. RefSeq names its product CUGBP Elav-like family member 4 (gene bru3). The coding region runs from base 1337 to 2434 and encodes 365 amino acids. The transcript is spliced from 15 exons. Gene Ontology annotation, biological process: mRNA splice site recognition; regulation of alternative mRNA splicing, via spliceosome. Lineage: Eukaryota; Metazoa; Arthropoda; Insecta; Hymenoptera; Figitidae. Gene Ontology annotation, cellular component: nucleus; cytoplasm; ribonucleoprotein complex. The record is from RefSeq and is a predicted model, not a curated record. Gene Ontology annotation, molecular function: mRNA binding.
UCCUCAGUGUGCGGAGAGCGACCGCAGUGUACACCAUCUCUACGUUUUUAGCAUAUAAGAGGACAGGCAUUGUUUUUGCGAGUGAAUAAAAGUUCGACGAUCAUUUUUUUUUCCUUCCCGCAAUAUAAUUAGCCAAGAAAAAAAAGUGUCUUGUCUUCUAAAAAGCAGAACUCAAGAAAAUUGGCGGGUCCGAUUUUGUGAAAAAAAAAUUUUUUCUUUUUUUAAUAAUCUGAGUCAAUUCUUGAUUAAGACGAGUCACGCGGUUAAUAGAGGAUUAUUUGAGAGUGACCUCGAAAAAUUCAAAGGGUAACGACGAGUGCGCGAAUUGUUGUCAUCGAACAAAAAAAAAAAGAAAGGGUUUUUUUCGAGGUCGGUGUCCUUGAAGGGGAGGGUAUACCGGCAAAGAUCAGCAUCUUCGAGUGAACGUGAGAUGCAUCUUCAUACGAGGUAACAUUCCUCGUGUUCUCGACCGCCUCCGAAUGCUUGCCGCAUGAUACAUGAAGCUCUCAGCCUCUCAAGGGGCUUGCUGGAGCAAUUGAGAAAGUUCGACCUUCUUGUCGAGAGGCGACCGAGAAUUCGCACAUGUUAGUGUUGGAUUGUUCAAUUGAGAUUACUGUGGUGUUAAAAUUCAUCACUUGUUGUGGAAAAUUUUGAUUCAGUGUUUAGAGAAAAUUUUUUUUUUGUAUCUUGUCAGAUUGAGUGAAAGAAAUUUAUUGAUUUUCAAUGAAUUGUGUUGAUUUUGUGAUUAAUUCAAUUUGUGAGGAAGAAGUGAUUUGAUUUUUUUUUUUUUACAAAGAGAGAAAGCAUGACAGUGAAAGAGCAAGGCCGGUGAAAACGCGUGAGAUAAGUUUUCGAAUCUCGAUAAUUUGUUAAAUACGUGUGUUUAAUUUCAAGGAUUGAAAAGUUCUUCGUGGAUUCAACGGAUCCGCAAACACGCGGAAUCAAGCAGACAGCGUGGAGCGCUCGGCGAUCGUGUGGCCGCGCGCAGCGGAUUUGUAUCUUUAUCAGCCAGGGUGCGCGUUUUUGACCUACUAUACUCGUGACAGUGCAAUCAGCGCCCAGAACGUUCUUCAUGAGAAGCGGACUUUACCAGGGGGUGUGACGGGCGACCGGCUGGCCGGGGACGCCGCACACCUCCUUCAUCUCUUCUUCUUCUUCUUGUGGUUAUACUUUAUGUGAUGAACCGUCCUAUUCAAGUGAAGCCAGCGGACAGUGAAAACCGCGGAGGUCCGAUGAAUGAUCCUGAUACGGCUCCUACUUUCCCUAAUGAGAAUAAAAAGACAAAUUCGGGCUAUGUAAAGUACAGACGAACGAGUACAGAAAGCUGUUCGUGGGUAUGCUCAGCAAACAACAAACAGAAGACGAUGUCCGACAGUUGUUUUCUGCCUUUGGUACUAUAGAGGAGUGCACCAUCCUUCGUGGACCUGACGGAACAAGUAAAGGCUGUGCAUUUGUUAAAUUUUCGUCGCACCAAGAAGCACAGGCGGCGAUUAAUUCUCUUCACGGUAGCCAAACUAUGCCGGGUGCGUCAUCCAGCUUAGUGGUAAAAUUUGCAGAUACUGAAAAAGAAAGACAAUUAAGACGCAUGCAGCAAACAGCUGCCAAUAUGGGCCUCAUCAACCCCUUCGUUUUCAAUCAAUUUGGAGCUUAUGGCGCCGCUUAUGCUCAACAGCAGGCGGCAAUCAUGGCUGCCGCGACGGCACAAGGAACAUACAUCAAUCCAAUGGCUGCUGCCUUGGCAGCUGGACAACUUCCUCACGCGUUAAACGGUAUGCCGAAUCCCGUCGUCCCACCUACUUCCGGUUUGGUCGUAGGUACCGGUACAGGACAGCCAGUGAAUGGAGCGAUACCUUCAUUGCCAUCGCCGACAAUGCCAAACUUCAACAUGGCUGCGCAAACGCCAAAUGGACAGCCCGCUGGAACGGAUCCAGGAGUCUACACCAACGGCAUUCCUCAGACUUAUCCAGGACAUGCCCUCCAUCUGUCCAUUCCAGCACAAGGUUUGCCCAAUGGGGAGGCGGCGCUCCAACAUGCCGCGUAUCCUGGAAUGCAGCCCUACGCUGGAGUUGCUUAUCCCGCCGUCUACGGCCAGUUUCCUCAAGCCAUUCCUCAGCCGAUGACUGCUGUUGCCCCCACGCAGAGGGAAGGAUGCUCUAUCUCAGGACCCGAAGGCUGCAACCUGUUUAUCUACCACCUGCCCCAGGAGUUUGGUGAUGCUGAGCUCAUGCAGAUGUUCAUUCCGUUUGGUAACGUCAUCUCCUCCAAAGUCUUUAUCGACCGUGCCACUAACCAGAGCAAAUGUUUCGGUUUUGUGUCGUUUGACAAUCCGUCGAGCGCGCAGGCAGCAAUCCAGGCGAUGAACGGCUUCCAAAUAGGGAUGAAGCGAUUAAAAGUUCAACUGAAAAGGCCCAAGGACGCCAACAGACCGUACUAACCCACGUCCUAGCCUAGAAAAACUGGCCGGGUCGCGCCCUAUGUUAUAACCUACAGAGUGUCGUACGACAGUACAAGCUGAAAGAUCGGAAUUGAAGAGUUUGAAUCGUCGCCACAACGCUCUCCACCGUAACAACCUAGUAUUCUAGUUAGUUAAUUCUUUAGAAAUAAAAGUAGAGGUCACCGGAGGAGGAGCUUCGUCGUCGUUCAUGAGAGAAUCCACGAAAAAAAAAAUGGGAAAAAAAUCGGAGUACACGAUUUUGUCUCUGAUCAGCCAAGACUUAAAAAAAAUGUCAAGGAUAUUUUUUCUACUCCUGUAAAAAGAAAAAAAAAUCUACUCUGUUAUCGAUAUAAUUUGUUCCUCGAAACAUCGUCAUGGAACAAUCAUACAAGAACCAGAGUCACUUUUUAACAAAAAUUAAGCAGUUAAAUUACCAAAAGAAAAAAAAAACUUUUUUCAACUUUUCUCUGCUAUAAAUUGUCAAAAGACUUAAAAGUCUCAAUUUUUCCGACUCUCGGUUCUUUCACGCGAUAAUAACAAAUUUCAAAUUUACUAGACUGAAUAUUCGGUCUAAGAGACAAGAAUUCUUCAAGUAUAGAUUCUUUCUCCGGUCUUUAAAAAAAAAAAAUAUUAUUAUUAUGCACAUGGCGUCAUAAAAUGCCAAAAAGAAAAAUCUAGUCAAUGCUGUGUGCAAAAUUUUUAUUCACGACUGAUCAAAACAACUUCACUAUAUAAAGAUCAACAUCAUAAAUUGAUUAAGUUGCAUCGUUAAAAGAGAUGUAGGUUUUAUAAUGUAAUAGGAACAAUAUAGUCACCGGGGUUGUUUUUUUUCAGUUUUCAUUAAACGAGACUGAAUUUAAAUUCAAUUAUUUGUCAUGAUAUAAAAAAUAAAAUAGAAUAUAAAUUCAGUCUACGCUUUUUAAAAUUGCAAUGGAAAAAAAAAACUAAGUAAAAGGGGGUCAAAAACUGAAAUAUAAUAAAAAAUAAUAGGAUAUAAAUUCUGGUGACUUAGAAUUAUUACCAAAAAAAAAAAAAAAAAAAAAAAAAGAGGAAGAGGAAGAAGAAGAAAAGGUGAGAUGAACAAAUACUCAAAGUACUUAAGUGGACAAAUUUCCCACAGUAAAAAAAAAACUGUGUAUAAAAUAUAUAAGAAUUUCCAAAAAAAAAAUGACAUUAAUCGAUUUAUAUCGAUUAAUCACUCCGAACCCAUUUCGUUUUGUCAAUCGAUCGCUUCAUCCGCGAAAUGCCAUCUUGGCUGUGAUUUAAUGAAACAAGAGUGAACAGUUUUUUCUCCACCAAAAACUAGUCGUGCCGCUGUCAGGUAUUUUAUUUAAUUAUUUUUAACAAUUAAUUUUUAAGAAUUUUUAUUUAUUAUUUUUAUUAAUUAAUUAUUUUUCUACAAAAAAUUAUUUUUAUUAAUUAUAACAAUGAAGAACAUUUUUUUUUUUUUUACAAGCAUUGCUUAAUGCGAUUAAAUUUUUAAAAAUCUUCAAAUUGCAGCAUAUUUUCAGUUAAAAUUAAUUUGAAAAUAUUUUCAAAUAAUUUGAAAUUCAAAUUAACAUAUACAUUUGGUAAAUACCAAAUAAAUAAAUAUAAAAAAUAUUUAUUAAUUUCAAAUACAAGUAUACAAACAUAUAUGGAAUAUACAAAAAAAAUUUUCCAAAAAAUACAGAAAAUCUAAAAUUUGAAUUAUAAAAAAAAAAUAACAUUUCAAAUAUAAAAUAUUCAAAUAUAUUUCUAAUAUAUACAGAAACACCAAAAAAUAUAAUUCCAAAUAUAACAACAAUUGCCAAAUUAGAAAUACAUGAAAUUUUUUCAAAAUUUCAGAUUUUGAAAAUAAUUUUAAUGUUCCCUAAAGUUCCAAUUUACACAAUACUUCUAAAUAUACAAUAAUUUCAACUGAAAAUUAAACGAAAAAUAUUUCUCAAUUUCUAAAAUAAAAAAAAAUACGAAAACACGAUAAUUUUUUAAUUGAAAAUAUAUCGUUUUUUCUCAUUAAAAAAAAAAGAAGUAGCACGACACAUAAAACUAUAUCAGUGUUAUGUCAAUCUAUAAUAUAUAUAAUCUAUAAUCAUAUAAUUGUAUAAUCUUAUAUAUACCAAAUAUAUGGAUAUAUAUUAUAUACACAUAUAUAAUUAUAUUAAAAACUAUAUAUAAACAAUCUAUAAAUAAAAACUAAUUCCCGAUCCAUUAUAUACGACACAUGUAAUUUCUAAAACAGAUUGACAUUAAAAAAAAAAAAAAAAAAAAAAAAUACGUUGGUCGUUUCGCGGACGGUGAUCUUUCGAAAAACGAUCAUUUUCGUGGAGUGGGGGAAAGGGGGUAAAAAACCAAUACUCUCAUAAUAGAACGAUGACGAGGAGAGCGAAGGAACGGAGAGGAAAGCUCUGAUUUGUCUGAAAAAAAAAUUGGGAGGAGGGAAAAGGGGACUUAAAAAUCAACCAAAGUACCAACUCAUUAUUUAAUUAUUAUUAUUAUUAUUAUUAUUAUUAUUAAUUGAAAGACGUAUAAAUAUAAAUAUAUAAAUAUGAACAUAAAUAUAAAUAAUAUAUAUAUACAUAUAUAAAUAUAAAAUAUUGAUAAUAUAUUGAACGAGAAACGACUAGCGACUUAGUAAAUUAUUCUAGUUCUAGCUAAAUUCAUAGAAAUAAAUUAUUAGAAGCGGGUUUUGAAGUGAC